UGAAGUGAUCCAUAACGAGUUUGAGGAUCAAUGGUUACCACAUGCACACGAUCAAUCACCACAGCGAACAAAACUACCACCAAACUGACCCCUUUUCGUGUUGAAAACUGUUGUGUGAGUGUGUGAGUUCUACUCAGCAAUGGCACUCUCAGCUUGCAGCAGUCUUGGUCCCUCAAAUAUCAACCCUUUAACAACACCAUCUUUCUCAUUCAGCUCUCUCAAAUUCCCUCCAUUCUGGCCAACGCAAAAGGUGAAAAUGGGUCCUCUGAGUGUGUCUCCAAUGGGGUUUGGAACAUGGGCAUGGGGGAACCAGUUGCUUUGGGGGUAUCAGCAAUCCAUGGAUGAUGAGCUUCAACAAGUCUUCAACUUGGCUCUGGAGAAUGGUAUCAACCUAUUUGACACUGCUGACUCUUAUGGCACCGGAAAGUUUAAUGGGCAGAGCGAAAAGCUUCUGGGAAGGUUCAUUCGAGAAUUUCAAGAGCAAAAAGGGAGCCAGCAGAACAUAGUGAUUGCUACUAAGUUUGCAGCGUAUCCAUGGCGCCUUACACCAGGGCAAUUUGUCAAAGCUUGCAGGGCAUCAUUAGAUAGGAUGCAGCUUGAGCAAAUCGGGAUAGGACAACUACAUUGGUCAACUGCAAAUUAUGCUCCUUUCCAGGAAUCAGCUCUUUGGGAUGGUUUAGUGGCAAUGUAUGAGAAGGGUUUAGUUCAAGGUGUUGGAGUAAGCAAUUAUGGACCAAAGCAGCUUUUGAAGAUACAUGAUUACCUAAAAGAGCGUGGUGUCCCCUUAUGCUCAGCCCAGGUGCAAUUUUCUUUGCUGAGCAUGGGGGAAGAUCAACUUGAGAUCAAGAGUAUAUGUGAUUCUCUGGGCAUUCGUGUGAUUGCUUAUAGUCCUCUAGGACUUGGAAUGCUUACUGGGAAAUACUCACCAUCUAAACUUCCAUCUGGGCCAAGGGGGUUGCUAUUCAAGCAAAUACUUCCAGGACUGGAUCCUUUAUUGAGUUCCCUGAGAGACAUCGCAAACAAACGGCGCAAAACCAUGUCACAAGUUGCUAUUAACUGGUGCAUAUGCAAAGGCACAGUUCCAAUUCCUGGAGUGAAAUCAAUAACACAAGCAAAGGAAAAUCUUGGUGCUCUUGGCUGGCGCCUCUCCUCAGACGAGUUGCUUCGGCUGGAGGGUGCAGCACAGGAAUCACCGCGCAGGAUGAUCCAGAACAUUUUCCAAACCAGAUAAUCAUGAGGGGCGAGACCACAGCACAAGGUGUGGAGUGUGGACCUAUAUAAACUGAAUGAAGGCUACAUUAGUUCCUAUCAUCUGGCAUCGUGAGAAAGCAAGAGCAGGUAAUUGAACCAUUUCAAUUUCGCUCGCCCAGAAAUACCAGCAACAAAGCACUCUGGUGCAUGCGUAUUGUGACAGACCAGCUCAGUAAUUUCAGGAGACCGUGAUGGCUCAACGUACUUUUGUAUAGACAUUAUAUAUAAAUUCUUUUACAAUUGAUUUUAAACUUGGAAUCAAUUUUGAUUAGAAGCAUGUGUAAGUACAAACGUGCUAAUAGUAAAAGCUACUUCCAGCAGCAUGCUAAUACACUAUAGUCAUGUUAGUACAUUACGUUUUUUUUGUUCAAAUGUUAGUACAUCACAUAACUCCCACAUUUUUAUGAGGAACGUUGCUCUAGUACCUUUAUAAAAAUAUAUGAUUUGAUA
This is a messenger RNA of Lotus japonicus, 1701 nucleotides long. RefSeq names its product pyridoxal reductase, chloroplastic. Gene Ontology annotation, cellular component: cytoplasm. The record is from RefSeq and is a predicted model, not a curated record. Bases 140 to 1231 code for a protein of 363 amino acids. The transcript is spliced from 9 exons. NCBI's taxonomy places the organism in Eukaryota, Viridiplantae, Streptophyta, Magnoliopsida, Fabales, Fabaceae.